AUGAAGCUGACUGGAGUGGCCCUGGUGUGUCUGCUGCUGGCUGCCAUGUAUCUGCAGGGCUCAGACAGCGCGAGCAUGCAUGUAUCCUCCUCCAACUGUUGCUACAAAUUACUGGAGAAAAAGAUUCCCCAGCGGCUGAUCAGGUGCUACAAAAGCACCAGCUCUUCCUGCCCCUACAAGGAUAGAGUAAUAUUCAAGAUGAAAGGGGGACAAGAGCGUUGUGCCUUGAAGACAGAGAAAUGGGUUGAGUAUUAUUUAAAGAAGGUGAAACCCUGUUGA
Messenger RNA from Condylura cristata (star-nosed mole), 279 nucleotides. It is a transcript of the gene CCL1, whose product is annotated as chemokine (C-C motif) ligand 1. Gene Ontology annotation, cellular component: extracellular region. The record is from RefSeq and is a predicted model, not a curated record. Lineage: Eukaryota; Metazoa; Chordata; Mammalia; Eulipotyphla; Talpidae. Gene Ontology annotation, biological process: cellular response to type II interferon; G protein-coupled receptor signaling pathway; positive regulation of ERK1 and ERK2 cascade. The transcript is spliced from 3 exons. The coding region runs from base 1 to 279 and encodes 92 amino acids. Gene Ontology annotation, molecular function: CCR chemokine receptor binding; chemokine activity.